Molecule: messenger RNA, 2530 nt
Organism: Pan troglodytes (chimpanzee)
Lineage: Eukaryota; Metazoa; Chordata; Mammalia; Primates; Hominidae
Gene: TESK1
Product: testis associated actin remodelling kinase 1
Exons: 10
Coding region: 360-2240 (626 amino acids)
Biological process (GO): protein phosphorylation; actin cytoskeleton organization; positive regulation of stress fiber assembly
Cellular component (GO): nucleus; cytoplasm
Molecular function (GO): protein serine/threonine kinase activity; ATP binding
Source: RefSeq, a predicted model, not a curated record
CGGAGCCUGAUCCCCGGCGGCUAAGCGGAGCAGCCGCCGCCCGCCCGCCCGCCCGCCUCCGCCCGCGGCAAGCCAGCCCGCCGGCGCCCCGGAGCGCUGCCGCCACCGUCACCGCCACCGCCCGGUCCAGGCCCAAGCCCAGGCCCUGCGCGGAGCGGAGCGGCGCGGCGUCCACCCGGGCCCAGCCAGCCGGCGCGGCGGGGGCGGGUCCAGGAUCUUCGGCGGAUCUUCCAUUCUCAGGGCGGGAGCCGGAGUCCGGGCGCCCGGGAUCGGGCUGGGCCCGCGCCCAUGGCAAGCGCGGCCUGUCCGGGCCCUGGGGACCCUGCCAUGUGAGGCAGGCCCGGGCUGGGGGCCCGGCCAUGGCCGGGGAACGGCCCCCACUGCGGGGCCCUGGGCCCGGGCCUGGAGAGGUGCCGGGGGAGGGGCCCCCGGGGCCGGGGGGCACGGGCGGAGGCCCGGGCCGGGGCCGCCCCUCCUCCUACCGGGCUCUCCGCAGCGCCGUGUCUAGCCUGGCGCGUGUGGACGAUUUUCACUGCGCGGAGAAGAUCGGGGCCGGCUUCUUCUCUGAGGUCUACAAGGUUCGGCACCGACAGUCAGGGCAAGUCAUGGUGCUGAAGAUGAACAAGCUCCCCAGUAACCGGGGCAACACACUACGGGAAGUGCAGCUGAUGAACCGGCUCAGGCACCCCAACAUCCUAAGGUUCAUGGGGGUCUGUGUGCACCAGGGACAGCUGCACGCUCUUACAGAGUAUAUGAAUGGGGGGACAUUGGAACAGCUGCUCAGCUCCCCUGAACCCCUAUCCUGGCCGGUCAGGCUCCACCUGGCCCUGGACAUUGCCCGAGGCCUGCGGUACCUGCACUCCAAAGGUGUAUUUCACCGCGACCUCACAUCCAAGAACUGUCUAGUCCGACGGGAAGAUCGAGGCUUCACCGCUGUCGUGGGUGACUUCGGGCUGGCCGAAAAGAUUCCUGUGUAUAGGGAGGGGGCAAGGAAGGAGCCAUUGGCUGUGGUGGGCUCCCCAUACUGGAUGGCUCCAGAGGUGUUACGGGGUGAGCUGUAUGAUGAGAAGGCUGAUGUCUUUGCCUUCGGGAUUGUCCUCUGUGAGCUCAUCGCCCGAGUACCUGCAGACCCUGACUACCUACCACGCACUGAGGACUUUGGCCUGGAUGUGCCUGCUUUCCGAACUCUGGUGGGGGAUGACUGCCCACUGCCUUUCUUGCUCCUGGCCAUCCACUGCUGCAGCCUGGAACCCAGCACCCGUGCCCCCUUCACUGAAAUUACCCAGCACCUGGAAUGGAUCCUAGAGCAGCUGCCUGAGCCAGCCCCACUCACCAGGACCGCCCUGACACACAAUCAGGGCUCUGUUGCAAGAGGGGGUCCCUCUGCCACGCUUCCCAGGCCAGAUCCCCGGCUUUCCCGAAGCCGGUCAGACCUCUUCCUGCCCCCAUCACCAGAAUCACCCCCCAACUGGGGGGACAAUCUGACUCGAGUCAACCCCUUCUCACUACGGGAAGACCUCAGGGGUGGCAAGAUCAAGCUCUUGGACACGCCCAGCAAGCCAGUCCUGCCUCUUGUGCCACCAUCACCAUUCCCAUCCACUCAGCUGCCCUUGGUGACCACCCCGGAGACCCUGGUCCAGCCUGGGACACCUGCCCGCCGCUGCCGCUCACUACCCUCAUCCCCCGAGCUCCCCCGCCGUAUGGAGACAGCACUGCCAGGUCCUGGCCCUCCCGCCGUGGGCCCCUCGGCUGAAGAGAAGAUGGAGUGCGAGGGCAGCAGCCCUGAGCCGGAACCUCCAGGACCAGCGCCCCAGCUGCCUCUGGCUGUGGCCACAGACAACUUCAUCAGCACCUGUUCCUCGGCCUCCCAACCCUGGUCCCCUAGAUCAGGACCCGUCCUCAAUAACAAUCCCCCAGCUGUGGUGGUGAACUCCCCACAAGGCUGGGCUGGGGAGCCCUGGAACCGGGCCCAGCAUAGCCUGCCCCGGGCGGCAGCCCUGGAGCGGACAGAACCCUCGCCACCCCCUUCAGCUCCCCGGGAGCCCGAUGAGGGGCUGCCCUGUCCUGGCUGCUGCCUCGGCCCCUUCAGCUUUGGCUUCCUGUCCAUGUGCCCCCGCCCCACACCAGCUGUUGCCCGCUACCGCAACCUGAACUGUGAGGCGGGCAGUCUCCUCUGCCACCGAGGGCACCACGCCAAGCCACCCACACCCAGCCUGCAGCUGCCUGGGGCACGCUCUUAGCAGUGGAGCCUGUGGUCUCAGGCCUCCAACUUUGGCCUUCAGGACACCCUGUAAGAACAGAGCACACUUGCUGGACAGUGCCAGUCCCAGAUGGGCUGACCGGCUCUUCUCCCCGUGUAGGGGAGCCCCAGCAUGGACUCAAGGGACAGAGCACUUCCAGUCGACCCCCGGCUCGCGUUCUCGUGGGGAUCACUGAACCAGACACAGCAUUGCUGACACAUGAGACUAACACGUGCAAUUAUUUAAAAAGAUUUCAAUAAAACUGCCUGGCUGGCUCCGGGCCGCCCCUA